AUUGUUGACAAACAGAAUACAAUAAUUCUGCAAUAAUUUUCACUUGGGGAAAACCAAAUGCUUCGUGAAACCCUGAAAACUUCUAAUUCUUUAUUCUUACUUUCAGAAGCGUCGUGUGAGCUGUUGUGAGCGUAAUAACUCAUGGUUCGUCAGUACUGUAGAUACAGAGAAGCUGGUACUUGGUGAUGAUGACGUGGUCUAGCUCUAGUGCUGACGACCUCGCCACUUCCUGGUCUCAGCCUACCAAGUGGCUCGACGACAAUAUUAGUGCAGCAAACGACUGGCUGGUGAACGCAAAGAGACCCUGGCGGGAGGUGGUCACAGAGGAGCUGGGGGUUCUGGUAACUAAUAGCACCUUUGACCUGGCCAGAGAGAGCUUGAGUCAGGUCACAGAAAGUGUCAACGUGCUUGUGCUAACCUCUAAUAUCACUUCCGAGGGCGAGGGAGCUUCUAGCAAUCUAAGAGAUGAAGCCCUAGUAGUGUGGGAGAUCGUAACGCUUCUGGCCAUCUUCUUGUUAACAGUUUUAGGUAACGUGGUCGUGCUUUUCAUGCUGCUGGUCCGCCAUAAGAAGCUGACCCGCAUGUGUUACUUCAUACUCAGUCUCUGUUUGUCUGAUCUCAUCACUGCCUUCUUCAACGUUCUGCCACAGAUGGUGUGGGAGGUGACCUACAGGUUCCGUGGAGGAGGCUUCUUGUGUAAGGUGGUUAAGUUCGGACAGCUUCUCGGCCCUUACCUCAACUCCUACCUGCUCGUGAUGACAGCUCUUGACCGGUACCAAGUGAUUUGCUACCCGCUCUCCAACUGUGCAUGGACGCCGCGCAGGUCAAAGAACAUGAUCUGCCUGGCGUGGGUGCUGGCUCUAGGUUCCUGCAUUCCCCAGCUCUUUGUGUUUAGCUAUCAGGAUUUGGGCAACGGCUCGUGGGACUGCUGGGCUUCCUUCAUCCCUCCCUGGGGCCCUAGAGCCUACGUCACUUGGUACGCUCUCUCCGUGUUCAUAGUGCCUCUAAUUUUCCUUAUAUUUGCCUACUCGUGCAUCUGCCGGACGCUGUACGUCAACUUCAAGCACAAGCAGAUGGAUGAUCACACCCAGCGGUGGAGAGAUACACGGCGGCCCAGGCUUCUGGUCCGCUUGCGACCUCAGAGACACCGAACAGAGGGCGAGGUAUCUACCUGCAUCCACGACACGCCGCUUCAAGAGAACAUCGUGCCACUCCUCGACGCUCCGAUGACUCUGUCGACGCCCAUGGUGGCAGACCACAAACCCACCAUGACCAGGACGAACGAGCAGACCUUAAGACCAUUCCGGGGGGCCAACCCUCGUUCACACUCCAUCAGAAGCAUCAGCCGGGCCAAGAUCAAGACAGUGAAGCUCACCAUUACUGUCAUCUUCUGUUAUGUCAGCUGUUCUGCUCCCUUCAUCUCCGUGCAGCUGUGGCAUGUCUGGGACCCCAACGCUUCCUCUAACCCUUUCUAUAACGGUGCAGCCUUCACUAUCCUGACGCUGCUGUCAUCGCUGAACAGCGUGGUCAACCCCUGGAUCUUCUUGGCUUUUAACGAGAACAUGACACAGCUGUUGCGGAGCCUCUGUACUUGCCGCUUUAAUUUCCGCCUCGACCCCAGGCGCUCGCAGACCUUCCGUAGCUCCGACAGCAACAAGAACUUCCGACUGGCGGUGUUCACCACAGCGGAGGGCUCCACAGGUCACCGUACCUCCAUCACCCACAGCCACUACCACAGUACCACUGGCUGAUGGUGCACCAGUGUUCUACCCGCUACCAGAGCACCACUGGCUGAUGGCGCACCAGUGCACCACCCACUACCACACCACCACUGGUUAAUGGUGCCUACCUAGCACCAUUGUACCACCUGACUCCUACUUCGCCAGUCAUCGUAAAUUCUUCCCAGUUAUUCUCUGCCUCUCGUUUUUAAUAUCCCAAAAGUGUCUGUUGUGUGUACGUGUGGGAGGGAGAGAAAAAAAAAGGGAUACAGAAAGUAUGCAGCAGAGGAAUACAGAAACUAAGUGCAGGACAGUCCGUGUGUGUGUAAUCUCGUGUUGUGGGACCCGUGAUGCUGGUUUCAUUCCAGUUCCCAUGCUGUUUACGGCCAAGUGAACCCACGGGGAGCACAGUAUAAACUUACUAUGCAUUAUGUGAAGAGCUAAACUCGUGUGAAUGACUUAGCACAAGGACUGAUGCAGGCUUCACCCUCCGUAUGGAAAAAAAAGUCGUUAGACGGAGGCUCUGCUUGCUCGUACUCAUUAAACCUUGAUAUUGCCUGGGAAUCCUCUCUCUGUCUGGACGAGACUAAAUUUGAUUCUUAGAUAACAUGUGACUGGGUAUAAGCUGUUUAUAUUGAACCCCUGACUGCUCACUUGCAGUCACUCAGCCUGGUAGUGUAGUGACGAUGGAAGAGCAGGUUCAGGAGAGAGAAUACGUUGGGAGAUUAAUCAAGACAUGGUGGCUGGAAGGAGUGAGGGAUGUGAACCUACAUGACGGGGGCUUGAGGGGGAAGAGUCCCUGGCACAGUGCCUGGCACAGUGCCUGGCACAGUCCUUGGCACAGUCCCUGGCACAGUGCCUAGCACACACUGUCCCUCGCUCCUUUCUCACUGCUGCCUCCUGAUACAAGGUCCCACCUCAUACAUAUAUACACAUCUGGAGUGUGUGGGAAGGUCUCUAACAUUGGGCGAAUUGUAUAACAUGUGAUACUGGUUUGUAAAUCUUGUAAAAUUAAACUUGUUGUAAAAUUUGUAGUGCUGGAGGGAUUUUAAACACUAAUAAUACAAGCCACGGACCGGGUGGGACUUAAACCCAUGACAAGCCCUAAAACUCACGGGCCAGUACGUUAACCGCUGGGUCAGCUGGCUCUGAUAAGAUGCAUCCAAUCUGGUAUAUUUCUAUGCACUCGCCAUGGUUUA
This is a messenger RNA of Cherax quadricarinatus, 2917 nucleotides long. RefSeq names its product vasopressin V1b receptor-like. The record is from RefSeq and is a predicted model, not a curated record. NCBI's taxonomy places the organism in Eukaryota, Metazoa, Arthropoda, Malacostraca, Decapoda, Parastacidae. Gene Ontology annotation, cellular component: plasma membrane. Gene Ontology annotation, molecular function: peptide binding; vasopressin receptor activity. Gene Ontology annotation, biological process: cellular response to hormone stimulus; G protein-coupled receptor signaling pathway.